Molecule: messenger RNA, 1497 nt
Organism: Impatiens glandulifera
Lineage: Eukaryota; Viridiplantae; Streptophyta; Magnoliopsida; Ericales; Balsaminaceae
Product: aspartic proteinase A1-like
Exons: 12
Coding region: 1-1497 (498 amino acids)
Biological process (GO): proteolysis; lipid metabolic process
Molecular function (GO): aspartic-type endopeptidase activity
Source: RefSeq, a predicted model, not a curated record
AUGGGAACAAAGUUUAGAGCAUCAGUUAUCACUCUUUUUCUUUCAUCCCUCCUUCUUCAUCAGCUGGUGUUUUCGGAAUCCAACGAUGGAUUAGUGAGAGUUGGACUGAAAAAGUUUAAGUUAGAUGAAAACAACAGGAUCGCUGCUCCUCGACUUACCCCGCAACUACCGGAUUCUCAAAAGGAUGGCGUCACUGUAAGGCUAAAGAAUUACGAUAACAUGCAGUACUACGGUGAGAUUUCAAUCGGUACACCACCACAGAACUUCACCGUGCAUUUUGAUACAGGAAGCUCUAAAAUGUGGAUACCUUCAUCAAGGUGCUGCUUAUCUCGUUGGUGUUUCUUUGCCCGUCGUUCAAAAACAUCUAAAAGGAACAAAUACAAUUCCUGUCGUUCAAGAACGUAUAAAAAGAACGGAACAUCUGCUGAGAUACACUAUGAUUCAGGUUCAAUAUCUGGCAAUGUUAGCCAAGACAAUGUUAUAGUUGGUGGUUUAACAAUCAAGAAUCAGGGCUUUAUUGAAGCAACAAUACCGCCUGAUUCUGCGUUUCAGUCUAGUAAGUUUGAUGGCGUUCUUGGCCUUGGAUUUAAGGAGCUAAAUGAUUUAGGUGUUGUUCCAGUAUGGUACAACAUGAUGAAUCAGGGUCUGAUUCGGAAUCAAGUAUUCUCAUUUCGGCUUGAUAGAAACAAAAAAGAAGAGGAAGGAGGUGAACUUGUGUUUGGUGGGAUUGAUCCAAAGCAUCACAAGGGGGACCAUACUUAUGUCCCUGUGACCGGAAAGGGUCAUUGGCAGUUUGCUACGAGUAAUGUUUUAAUCAAUGGUCAAUCAAUAGGUGUGUGCAGAUUUGAUUGUUCUACAGUUGUGGAUUCUGGAACUUCUUUGUUGUCAGGUCCAAUGACUGCAAUUACCAUGAUAAACCAUGAACUUGGAGUCAACGAAACAGGAUUAGUAAGUCAUGAAUGUAAGUCAAUUGUUGAAGAGUAUGGACAAACCAUUCUGAAAAUGCUCCCAGGAGAGGCUAACAAAAUUUGUUCCCUAAUUGGAUUAUGCCCAGUUAAUGGAACUAAGAGUAUCGAGGAAAGUGAUGAUAGAAGAACAAUAGAUGUUUACUCUAUGGGUAUGUGCAGAACUUGUGAAAUGGUAGUUGUAUGGAUGGAGAGUCGGCUAAUGAAGAAACAAACAGAAAAUAAUAUUUUAAACUAUGUUAAUAAGCUCUGUAAUUCACUGUCAAGACCAUUUGAAUCAUAUUUUGUGGAUUGUUCGCAAGUUUCCUCAAUGCCUAUAAUUUCGUUUUUAAUUGGCGAUAGAAAUUUUACUCUCUCAUCUAAGGAGUAUAUAUGGAAGGAAGGAGAAGGUGAUGCUGAACAAUGCAUCAGUGGCUUUUUUUCCAAUGUUGAUUAUUAUUCUACAUGGAUUUUGGGGGACAUGUUCAUGGGUCGUUAUCACACCGUAUUUGACUAUGGAAAAUCUAAAAUUGGAUUUGCAGAUGCUGCAUAA